AACGAAAGUAGGACUUGUGUGCAGUCGUGAUGUGCAUGUGUUGUUGAUGAUUUGAACGAUUAAAUAUUUUCACAGGAAUUUAGAAUGAGUGUGACUCGGGAACUGUUUCCUAACCUGAUAACAGAGAGGGAUUAGCGUACAUUUGUGUAUGACUUAAAAUGUUAGAACGGUAGUAAAGUCGGUAAUUAGUGUUAUAACACAUUACAUAAGUGCCAUGCAAAGAAAGUUAUUUGUGCGGAUGUUCUGUCCCUAUUGGAGGGCAACUGAGGACUAUUGUAUGAGGAAAGAACAACUGACGGACGCACUCGAGGAGAUUUGGAGGCGUGCACAAUCCUACCAAGAGGCACUUAAAAUUAUUGAAGAUGUUUUAAAAGAAAAAAAUAUGUUUCCGGAUUCCAUGAUAUUUGACGAACAGCUUCCAAACUCAAGGACGAUAACGUGUCAACCAAAGUCAGCUAAAUAUAUUGAUGUCGAAAGUCAUAGUGUUGAGGAUAGACUACUUGUAAAACCAGACCAUGCCAGCAAUGCAGAUGCGCUUAAAUACUACAAGACGGAAUUGUUACGUUUACACUCUGUCGUACAAAACCAUGAGAAACAGAACAAAACGCAAGAAAAUGAGAUAGAACGUCUGGAAUCAGUAUUUAGAUCACGAGAUGAAGACCUUUGCCGAGCACAAAGAAUGGCCCGUCAUCUUGAAAAAGAUAAUGAUGAAAAGACCAAUCGCAUAUUGGAACUAGAAGCUCAACAAAGAAACCUUACUGACGUUUCGCAAAGGGAGGAGAAGAAAGAACAGCAGAGAACUUCACAACAAACAACAAAAUUUCUUAGACAGGAAACACAUGUUGCUGAAAAGAACGGGUUCGAAUCCUCGAACAAAUCAAACGAAAAACAUACCAAUGGUGAGCGACAACAGUCGACACGACACUACGAGAAUCGGACAGGUGCUCAGGCAGCACUAAAAGCAGAGAAACAAUCAGAUUACGGAACAAUGAAAAGAGAGUUUGAAGUCCAACAUGAGAACCAGAGUAGCCUUGAUAAACUUAACAAGGAGAUAGUAGCACUUCAAGAGGAUACACAAGUGGUUGGUGAGAAAUUGAUCAAAGAAAGGCUAAUUAGAAAGAAGAAGGAAAAUGACUGUGAGAAACUAGAAAAACAACUUUCAGACAAUCAGCGCGACCACGAUCAACUGAAAAUAGAGAUAAAGCAUUACGAGGAAAAACAACGGGAUUACGAAAAGCUAAAAAUGGAUUUGGCAGCACUUAAAGGGGAGAAGCAACGGGAUCAUGAAACACUGAGAGGGAAGUUGGCUGAACCGCAUAGGACCAUACAACAUGGUGAAAAGGAACUAACAAAACAGCUUACAGAACUUCAACAGGAGAAACGACGGGACCACGAUAGAUUAACAGAAGAGCUGACAGAACUUCAACAAGAGAAACAGCGGGACCACGAGAGAUUAACAGAAAAGCUGACAGAACUGCAACAGGAGAAUCAGCGGGACCACGAGAAACUAAUAGGAGAGCUGACAGAACUUCAACAGGAGAAACAACGGGACCACGAGAAACUAUCUGAGGAGCUUACAGCAUCAAAAGAGGAGAAACAAGACGUUCAAAUGAAGCUUAAUGACAAAAUAAGAAAAUUAGAGAAAGAACUUGUAGACACAUCUUCGAAAGUGAAACAGCUCCAGGCUCAUCAAGGACAACUACAAUCUGCACUAGAUAGACGAGAUGAUCAAAUCGUGUCUAUGGAGAAAGACAUGAAUUCGAAGACAACAGAGUUACAAAGAAAGGAAGCAGGACAGAAAUCCCGAUACAGUGAACUUAAUCAAGAGAUCAGGAAACUGGAGGAUGAAAACGAGACGCUGUCUGCCAGCAUUGAAACACUUCAGCUGGAGAUCACAGAUUUAAAAUCUGAACUUGGUGAAAAGGAAAAAGAGGUCCAAGAUUGUUGUAAGAAAAACAAUACCUUGUCAAAUAACUUUGACCACCUUCACAGUAAACAUAAGAGCAUGCAGGAGGAACUGGGUGGCCAAAUAGAAAAACUCAAAGAAGACAACAAGAAAAAUAGCUCUUCAAUCCAGGAGUUACAAGAGGACAAGGACCGCUUGGUGGAUCAGCUUGGUGUCAGUGAAAUUGAGCUGAAGACUCUACGGUUAAACCAAGAGAAUCUGACACAGGAACUGGAAACAGAACAACGGAAUCAUCACACCACUCGUACGGACCUCGGGGAACAGAUAGUGUCACUAAGGGGAGAUAACACUGGGCUGUCGUCUACAGUCGAAAAGUUACAACGGAAUGUUGCUUUGUUGGAAAGACAACUCGGCGUCAAGGAAGAAGAAUUAAAAACUCUGCGGUUAAAAAAGGACCAAUUGAGGAGUGAACUGGAAACAGAACAACAGAAACAUCACACCACCCGUGCGGACCUUGGGUGUCAGAUAGUGUCACUAAGGGGAGAUAACACCGCGCUGUCGUCUACAGUCGACGAGUUAAAACUGAAAGCUGCUGCAGUGGAAAGACAACAUAAUUCAGUUCAGGAAGCUUUUCGUACGGCCAGUAUGGAAAAAGGGCAACUUGAGAAGGAAAUUACCUCUCUGAGGGAUGAAAAGCAGGAACUCCUUAGGGACAUGUUAGCCGGACUGGAAGAUCUCAGAGUGGCAAAUACUGAGCUGGCAUCGAACAUUGAUGUGCUGCAACAAGAAAAGCAAACAUUACAAAAGAAAUUCGAUGCAAAGGACGAUGAACUUCAAACCAUUCUACGUGAGCUAAGAGAGGCAGCAGAGCGAGCAAAGAGGAAAUCCGUCGUGCUGAGUAUACGUAGUGAGAAAAGCGGGAUGGGAAAGACAAUGGUGGAUAUGGUUACCAAGGAAAUAACAAAACGCCUGGACAGCAAAGUGGACAAGAGUUGUAUGGACCUGACAAUACAGCCACACAAUGCGUCAGCAGGUGCCAUAGGUGGGCCCCUAGUGGUCCUUUGUCUCAACAUGUCCAGGAUUGGCACCAAUAUCCAAGAUACAUUGAAGGGGAUUAAAGUUGACAAAGACAUGAUUGUCUUGGUGCUUCAUCAUACCAGCAAGGAGAACCUCUCGUCUCUAACUCCCACAAGUCUCCGCGUUACCGGAAGUGAGUUACGGCAGUUGGGCGGGAUCAUUGAUAUGGCUUUCGACAGUAACAAUGGGUUGUAUGCGUGUGAUCUCAACACCACUGCAAUUGAAAAGUUGGCAAUUAUUCUGAAAAAAUAUUGAUGCACGGAGUAUGUAUAGAAUUGUAGAUGAUCUGAAGUAUUACGUGAUACGCGGUACGUCUGCCCAGAUACGUAUAUUACAGAGAUUCUGUAAUAUACGUCUCUGGUCUGCCGGGGCUGCAAUAACUUUCCCAUGGCCAAUUGUGAAAAACUCUACUUGGCUGUAUUUCGUAUUUGCUUGUGUAUUUCGUAUCAAAGUGUUCUUCGAUUCUAUUGUUAACGGCAUUGAUAGGCACUCACAAACACGUUGGUUAUCGGUACGGUCGCAUGUGUCCUGGAAUGUACAUAUACCUCUGUGGAGUUGUUAUCUACGUCGCUACCUGUCGUAACAUAGGACAAUUAAGAUAUGGAGAUGCUAAGCUGAGAUAAUAAUGUAUUAAAUGGUGUUACAUAUGUUUGUCGCAAUAAAAGCUCACAAGAGCUAAUGUUCCUUGUUUACCUUUAUGCGACGCUAAAUACAGUUUCUUGUAUCUUGUUGUACAUACCCACUAUAAUUGUUGUCGUGUUGGUUUUCUUAACCCUUUAAAUUACCAGAAAUUAUAGUUUGUCCUGUAUGUGUGCGGAAGUGUGAGGGUGAUUGUGGGUUGGUCGGUCUAUAUACGAAAUUGUUUUGAAAAAAUGUAUAUGUCCACCUGUCUGUUGUGUAGUGAUAACCUCGUUUGGAGAGGUGGAAUUAAGGCAUCCCUAUCUGUAUAUGUGCUUGUUAAUAGUUGUAUAGAAAGUAAUAAGAUGUAAACAACUAAAUUCCAUAGCUAACUAACACCACGGACUUAUAUUCCGUGCUAACACUAUAAACUUCACUUGUAGAUGUGUACGAUCUGGCACGUAUUGAAGGUGAAUUACUGCAUGUACAUGUCGAUUGUAUAUGCUUUAUCUGUAUUUGCCAUUAUAUGGAAACACUUCAUGAGUUUGCUGUUAAGGCCAGGAAAAGGGAAUGUAGUAGACAUUUCAAUGCUAAUAGCACGGAAUUACUUUAUCUAAGUCCGCGCUAAUAGUAAGUAUGUGUGUCUGUAGUAUAGAUUUAUGUGUGAGAGACAGCGAGACAAUUAAGUGUGUUUGGUCACGGAAUUAGUUUGCUAUCUAAGUCCGUGGUUUGGUAGAUUCUUUAAGUUAUAUCUUAAGUUUAAACAGAACAAGCAACAUAGCACCCGUUAUGCUAUGUAUUUGAUUUUUAAUAUACAUAUAAAUAAUAAUGUAUAGUAUCUAUUGAUAAAGUACAUACAUGUACGUAGUACACAAGUCAGUUGAACUAAAAGCUGAUUCUAAUAAAAUCACUUCUACACCAAGAAGUAUUAAUCGGAGAUAAAUAUUGUAUUCGCGGGGCAUUUUUAUCAGUUUGAAAUAAAGCUUUUGGUACGCUUACAGAAUGGUUUUGUUACUUGUCAACACAUGUUGCAGCUAUUUUCCUUUUUUUACUGACUAAUGCAGCACAUUUCCUGAACAUGUGGAUGAGUAUAUAAUCCCUGAAAUGUUGAGGGCGUCCACACUUGGUUAGAAGUCAUCGUCAGAUUUAACAAGGGCGUAACACUUUCUCCAGAGGUAUCCGGUGUCUUACGCUCAACGUAAACAACAUGUGGUCGGGAAAUUGUACUUCAUAAAAAAGUUAUAGUGUAUUAUUUCGUCAGAAUUGCUUUAUUUAUCCUCACAUAAAGGUCACAAAAAUCAUCACCCAUUGAUU
Mizuhopecten yessoensis (Yesso scallop) is the source of this 4915-nucleotide messenger RNA. RefSeq names its product trichohyalin-like. The record is from RefSeq and is a predicted model, not a curated record. The coding region runs from base 215 to 3238 and encodes 1007 amino acids. Lineage: Eukaryota; Metazoa; Mollusca; Bivalvia; Pectinida; Pectinidae. The transcript has 11 exons.